AUGGGAGCAGAUAACUCAGGAUCAGUGGGUUCUGUCAAUAAUCAAAGACGGUUACAAACUGGAGUUUCUGCAAAAACCUCCUUUUCAGGGAAUAAAAAAGACAGUAGUCAGUACAAAAAAUUUGGAUAUUUUAAAUUUAGAAAUAAAUUCUCUUUUGGAAAAAGGGGCUAUAGAAAAAGUACCAGUCAAGGAACGAAUGACCGGUUUUUACAGUACAUUAUUCCUAGUUCCAAAAAAAAAUGGACAAAUGAGACCGGUUAUAAAUUUGAAACCACUAAAUCAGUAUCUUCGGAAGCAACACUUCAAAAUGGACACAAUUUCAAAGGUGUUAAACUUAGUAAAACAAGGAGAUUGGGCAAUAAGUCUGGACUUAAAAGACGCUUAUUUUCAUAUAAAAGUAUUCAAAAAUCACAGGAAAUACCUCAGAUUUUCUGUUCAAGGUCAAGUUUACCAGUUCAAAGCCCUUUGUUUUGGCCCAACAUCAUCACCACGAGUUUUUACGAAGGUGGUGUCAGUAGUUGCAGCCCAUUUAAGAAAACAAAACAUACGUCUAGCAGUAUAUCUAGACGAUUGGAUGUGUGUCAAUCAGUUUCAGCAAAAACUUGUAAUAGAUCGAGAAAUAAUGUUGAAUCUCCUUGUUCGACUAGGCUUUUUAAUCAAUCACGAAAAGUCCAGUUUAAUACCAAAUCAAACAAUCACUUAUUUGGGAGCGGUGUUCAAGUUCGAUCAAGGUUUAGUAUUACCAACUCAGGACAGGAUACAGAGUCUAUUUUUAUCAGUACAAAAAGUAAUGAAUGGCAUGGUAACAGCCAGACAUUACAUGGAAGUAUUGGGGAAAAUGGCAUCUUGUCUAGAGUUGAUUCCGAAUGCCAGGUUAUUUAUGAGGCCUGUCCAAUUACGUUUACUUCGAAAUUGGACCCCAUCAAAAAUGAGUUUAGAUUUUCAAAUUCAAUGUACUCCAAACCUAAAAGUUCAUUUGAAAUGGUGGUUGUCUUUAGCAAACAUUAUGCAGGGAAGAUCUUUAAAACAAAAUCAGACCUCAGUUACAAUCACGACGGAUGCCUCCAAGUCGGGUUGGGGGGGUCACAUGAACAAUCUAACAGCUCAGGGUCUUUGGACAGAGGAGCAAAAACUGUUACAUAUAAACAAUCUAGAAUUGGAAGCAGUUUUUCUGACUGUGAAGAAAUUUCAGAAAUUUUUGAAAAACAAACUAGUUUUGAUUCGGUCAGACAAUGUUACAGUAGUACAAUACAUAAACAAGCAAGGAGGGACUCGGUCACUUCAGCUAUGUCAAAGGACUUGGGAUUUAUGGAUGUUUGCCCUAGAAAACAAAAUUUAUCUGAAAGCAGCACACAUUGCGGGAGUAAACAAUGUGUUAGCAGAUCAAUUGAGUCGGAUAAAAAUUCAGGCAACAGAGUGGGAAUUAGACCAUUCAGUUGUGCAUCAAAUUUUUCAAAAUUGGGGGCAUCCAACAAUCGAUCUUUUUGCGACAAACGAAAACAAAAAAGCAGUUGUGUUUUGCUCAUGGAUGAAUCACCCACAAGCAUUAGCAGUGGAUGCUCUAUCCAUAGAAUGGAACAACAUGUUUGCCUAUGCAUUUCCCCCCCUUGCACUAAUUCCAAAAAUUUUACAGCACAUGCAAAAAUUUCAGUGCGAGAUAAUACUGAUAGCUCCACAUUGGCCAAGACAACAUUGGUAUCCCCAGUUGUUACAACUACUAGUAGCUUGUCCUCUAAAACUUCCACUAGUAGAAAAUCUGCUGGUUCAGGGCAAGAGAAAAGUGGCACAUCCGAACCCAGAAGUGUUUCAGUUAACUGCAUGGCUACUAUCGACCAGCAGCUCAAAACAAAAGGUUUUUCUGAAAACGCUAGGAAACUCCUGUCAGCAUCUUGGCGGGCAGGUACUCAAAAGGAUUACAAAGCUAAAUUUAGAAAAUACAAUAGCUGGUGUUCUGAACGGGAUAUCGAUCCCUAUACAGCUUCUUUAGAAAAUUGUGCAAAUUUUUUAACACAUUUAUUUGACAAAGGUUUACAGUAUAGGACAAUUGCAGGUUACAGGUCUAUGCUGUCUUCAGUAUUAUCUCCCAUUGAAAAAAUCCCUGUUGGUCAACACCCUUACAUUAUAAGAUUACUGAAAGGGGUUUUUAAUACGAGACCGCCUAAACGAAAACUUGUACCCGAGUGGGAUUUACCUUUAGUCUUAGACUUACUAAAGAAAGAACCUUAUGAACCAAUGAAAAAAGCUAGUUUGAAAUAUAUAACUUGGAAAACAAUUUUUCUUAUUGCAAUUACUACUUUUAGAAGAUGUGGGGAUUUGCAAUCUUUGAGAAUUGGUGAAGGUUCAGUUAAUGUUCAGAAAAAAGGGGUAACUUUUUUACGUCAUGGUUUGUCAAAACAAGAUAGAAUUUCUCAUCAAAGUCCAACUAUUUUUGUUCCAGCUUUUGAGAACAACAGAUUACUAGAUCCUAAGAGGGCUUUGACACAUUAUUUGAGGAAUACAGAGGAUUUAAGAGACAAGAAUGGCAAAGAUGAACUGAAAUUGUUUUUAACUGUAAAUAAACCACAUAGACCAGUGUCUUCACAAACUAUUUCAAGCUGGUUAGUUAAGGUGAUUAGACAUGCAUAUAAGAAACAGAAGAAAGAUAUUCCUCAAGUGAGAGGACAUUCUACUAGAUCAAUUGGACCUUCCUGGGCUCUUUUCAAAGGAGCAAAAAUGAAAGACAUUUUAGAUAGUGCAGAUUGGAGUCAAGCCAACACUUUUGUGAAUUUUUACUUGAAAGAUGUACAGGUGGAUUUUUUAAACAUUUGA
Messenger RNA from Mytilus trossulus (common blue mussel), 2808 nucleotides. RefSeq lists its product as uncharacterized. The record is from RefSeq and is a predicted model, not a curated record. Gene Ontology annotation, biological process: DNA integration; DNA recombination. The coding region runs from base 1 to 2808 and encodes 935 amino acids. The transcript has a single exon. NCBI's taxonomy places the organism in Eukaryota, Metazoa, Mollusca, Bivalvia, Mytilida, Mytilidae. Gene Ontology annotation, molecular function: DNA binding.